AUGGCGCCUGCGGGAGGCCAGGCACCUGGGCUUCCGCCCAUUGGCGACCCAACGAACCCUUUAGAGAUCAUGUUAAACACUCCAGCGCUGCGUCCUCCGGAAGGAAUUGUCGUUGAGAUGACUUUAGAUGGGCCCGAUCAAGUUUGGUUCCUCGUGGUUGCGAUCCUUUGUACAGCCGUUCCUGGGAUCUUCCUGAUCUUGCGAGUUUAUACGAAAUUGGCGAUAUCAAGAGGGUUCGAACUGGCUGACUACUUCAUUUUUCUUGCUUUUCCUCUCAUGGUUGUUGAAAUUGCAAAUGGUUACCUCAUGGUGAAAUGGGGCGCUGGCGUACAUCAAUGGCAGGUUACAUUCCGUCAACUGUUUAAUCAAUUAUACUAUCUACGAGUAUUUGCCCCGACACGACAGCUGAAUCGAUUGAUGUGGUAUGGUGCAUGUACUACAAUUGCCGCUUGCUUCAUUUUCUACACGGUCUUCACAUUCUGGACAAUGUUCUACUGCAAGCCAAGAACCAUGAUUUGGAACAAAUUUACACCAGAUGGCAAGUGUCACGACCACGGACCAAUUGUCAUUAGCCAGGGGAUAUUCAACAUGGCAUCCGAUGUAAUAAUCUUGCUCCUUCCGACGAGAAGUCUCUGGCAGUUGAGAGUGCCUUUGGCAAGGAAGUUGGUCAUCACAUCGCUUUUCGCAACGGGUUUACUUGCAUGUGUUGCAUCAGUGAUGCGCAUCGUCUUCACGAUCAAGAUCGCGCCCAUAUUCACUGAGUCCGAUAUAUCUCACAAUGGACUUCUCAUUGGUCUUUGGACGCAGGCAGAGGUCGCGCUCGGAUUUAUAGUCGCUUGUUCACUUUCACUACCCAAGCUCGUCCAAGCGAAGCGUAAGAAGAUCUCUCAAGCAAUGUCCAAGGUCUCGUCGCCCUUCUCCAGCAUACGGAGCACAAUCAGAAGCCGGAGCGGAUCGCAGUCCACCAAAAGAUCGAAUUCGACGAGCGAUGGGUCCAGGAAGGGUUCGUUGCCGUUGAUCGUCAUGCAAAGUGAAGCUGGCGGCAUCAAGCGGCCGAUAUACUACGAAGAGAGGGAGUUGCGGGCGCAGCAUGAGAAGGGGAUGUUUCCGAUCAAAGAGGAGCGCGAUCCUUAUCCGCUACCUAGCGAGGCGGGCAGUACCUACUCGCCUUCAAUUCACUCCCCGCGCAGCAGCACUUCUAGUGACGACCCUACGCUUCACGUGGCGCCUCUGAACUGGAUGAACAAAGGCGCUCCUCGCAACCUUGGCGUACUGCCACCUGCCCCAGACUCCGUAGAUGGUACAGAGGGACCUUUACACGAGAUCGCGACUCUUCCGCCGGUGUUGAACGGAAUGAAUGCCGGAGGUGAGAGGGCUUCCCAUCGACUAACUCAGAAGGAAUUGUUCGUGUUGCAACAGUUCAAUUUUGAGAGAUUUAGCGAUAGCGUCGAUAUUGAGCGCACAGCAGAUCUGGCGUUGAAAGGUCGUUAA
This is a messenger RNA of Aaosphaeria arxii CBS 175.79, 1491 nucleotides long. RefSeq lists its product as uncharacterized. Bases 1 to 1491 code for a protein of 496 amino acids. The transcript is spliced from 5 exons. The record is from RefSeq and is a predicted model, not a curated record. Lineage: Eukaryota; Fungi; Ascomycota; Dothideomycetes; Pleosporales.